Molecule: messenger RNA, 1659 nt
Organism: Lactuca sativa (garden lettuce)
Lineage: Eukaryota; Viridiplantae; Streptophyta; Magnoliopsida; Asterales; Asteraceae
Molecular function (GO): zinc ion binding
Source: RefSeq, a predicted model, not a curated record
AUGAGUGUUAGAAAGCUAAGAACAGCCGUGUCACAGAAGUUUGGCAUUCAUGUUAGUGUUGGUCAAUGCAGGAGAGCUAAGAAAUAUGAACUCCAACUAAUAGAUGGUACCAUAGUUGAACAUUAUGCAAAGUUAUGGUCGUAUGCAGAAGAGAUUAGGAGAUCAAAUCUAGGUAGCACUGUGAAGCUUGAUGUAAAUCAUAUGCCAGAUGGGAAGAACUACUUUAGUAAGUUCUAUGUUUGCUUUGAUGCAUUGAAGAAGGGGUGGAAGGAGGGAUGCAGGAAGAUAAUAGGUUUAGAUGGUUGUUUCCUUAAAGGGAUUUGUAAAGGGGAGUUAUUAUGUGUUGUUGGAAAGGAUGAAAACAAUGGGAUUUAUCCUAUUGCAUGGGCAGUAGUAUGUGUGGAGAAUAAGGAAAAUUGGAGGUGGUUUUUGGAUUUACUCAUUGAUGACUUAGGACUUAAUUUGGGCUAUGGAUAUAGUGUAAUAUCUAAUCAACACAAGGGUUGGAUUGAGGCUGUGAAAGAACUCCUUCCAUAUGUAGAGCAUAGGCAAUGUGCCAAGCAUAUUAGCCAAAACCUUAGGAAAAGGUAUAGUGGUGCCCAAUAUGAAAGCAUAUUCUGGAAGGCAUGUAAAGCAACAACAGAGGUAGAUUUCAAGGUUGCCAUGAAAGAGCUUGAAGUGCUAGACCCAAGUGCUCAUCAAUAUCUGAUGGACAAAGACCCCAAAACAUGGUCAAGGGCCUACUUCCAACCAGGAAGAUGUUGUGAUGUUGUGGAGAAUGGAAUGUUAGAAAGUUUUAAUGCUGUGAUUGUUGAUGCUAGGAAGAAACCAAUUAUCACCAUGCUAGAGGAGUUGAGGAUAGAAAUAGUGAAUGACAUUAAGAAGGGUCUAAGACAUUACCAAGUCUUACCUAGUGGACUAAAUCAGUUUGAAGUAAGAGGAACUACAGAUGCUUAUGAAGUGGAUCUUGAAGAAAGAACUUGCUCAUGCAAGCUUUGGCAGCUUAAUGGAGUCGGUUGUGUCCAUUCUGUUGCAGCUAUUAGUUUUAUGAAUAGGGAUGUAGAGUCAUAUGUGGACAAAAUGUUUAGUAGCAUCACUUAUAUGAAGGCAUACAAGUUUAGGUUAGCACCUAUGAAUGGAAGUAAUUUGUGGCCUGCAACUGGUUACAGCCCACCUUUACCUCCUGUUCAUAGAACUAUGCCUAGGAGACCUGCAACUAAAAGGAAAAGGGAUACAACAGAAACCCCAAACCAGUCAAGUAAAAAAUCAAAGAUAACUACCCAAACACAAAACAAAGGUAAGGAGCAGGUGAAGGGUGUAGCUAAAGCUCUCAAUCAGGAUGAUGAAGGUAAUCAAUCUAAUGCAGUCAAUGAUGGAGGAGCAGUAAAUGAUGGUGGAGAAGCAGUCAAUGAGUUGCAUGUGCAACAAGACUAUGAUGAGGUGGAACUCACUCCUUUGGAGCUUGAUGCAUUAGCUAAUGGAGAACCUAGUCAGGUUCAUGUGCAAGAACAGGAGGCUAGAGAAACACCACUUGCAACCCUGUUGAAGAAAAUCAGGAGGAAGAAAUCUGAAAGGAUUAUCAAGUUGAAACUGGGCAAGAAAGUUAGUGGUGCAGAUGCACUUGGGAAUUCAGAAGCUAAACCUGUUACUCUAGAAUAA